This is a messenger RNA of Colletotrichum siamense, 846 nucleotides long. RefSeq lists its product as uncharacterized. NCBI's taxonomy places the organism in Eukaryota, Fungi, Ascomycota, Sordariomycetes, Glomerellales, Glomerellaceae. The transcript has a single exon. The record is from RefSeq and is a predicted model, not a curated record. The coding region runs from base 1 to 846 and encodes 281 amino acids.
AUGAGAAAUCUCAGCUUUUUCCGUUCCACUUUGCGACUUCUCGUCGCAGCCAACGUCGUUAACGCUGGACGACAGCUGCCUGCCGAAGUGGAAGUCGAUCUCAUCUUCCCACGCGAUAACGAGACGUACUCCCCGACGCAGCUACUUCCCAUCGUCUUCGGUUUCAAUAAUCUUGACGCUGUUUGGCCCCUGGAUAUCGGACUCAGUGCUAGCGUGACGUCCAUCGGCGACGACCUCAAUGAGACCAGACCCGAUUGGAAAUGGCGAUGGGUUGGCCUGCUCAGCGAUAUACUUGGAACUGAUUUCAUGGAUUCCCCACCGCCAACGCGAUACCUUCAUAUUGACUCCGUCAACAUGACCAACGGAACGGCAGACUCCUUCAAGCUUUUAUGGGAGGUCAAACUCCCAUACCGAUGCUUUACCAACAACGAUACGGAGUCCAGAUGGUCGAAUGGACCCGGAUACGCCUCACGCGGAAUCUUCUUUCAAACAGCUGACGGUGCGCAGCGUCCUGAUAUAGAAGCUGCCGCCAAUUCAUGCGAUGCGUCUGACGAGAACGCCUCGGUUGCGGUGCGUAUCACCGACUUCAAAAAGACAUACUCUCACGACAAGCCAUGCCCGGUUUUCGAGACAGAUGUGAAUCCGAAGUGCGUAUUCAAGUCAGCUGCUAAGGAGGUCGCGGCGAACGUGUCUGCCGCGGUGCUACGGAGACUGAGGUGCGAGGAGGGCGAGUGGCAGACAAUCACUGCACCAUGCCCACGGAAGGAGAGCAUGGGAUGUGCCACAGGCUUUGUGGUUGGCUGGGCCCUACUUCCGCUCGUAUUAGCCGCAGUCAACUUCCUUUGA